ACUAUUGUAGUUUCAUAUGACAAGGGUAGUUAUACUACUCACUAAAUUCAACAAAAUAAAACCAAACAAGACUUGGAAUAAUAUCUAAAUUGAUGAAAAGUCAAAGCCAAUUUAUUCUAAUAUGCAUACUUUCUCUUGCAUUGGCAUAGUGGCAUUCCAUUCAUCUAAAUUGCUGAAAAGUCAAUAGGCACAUUCAUUUCUAUUUCGCAGCAAUUUCUGAGAAGAAAGCUAUCAAUUUCAGUUGAAUUUGCAUUGCAUUACAUUUAAAUUAUGGCAACUGGGAGAGAGACUGGAGCAAUGUUGGUUGUAUACUAUAAGGUGAAAGAUGUCAUAUUCGUCGUCUCGGGACAACUGGGAGAGGCUGGUGACAGCAGUGGUGAAGAGAGAGCAGAUAUGGCAACUCUGUCAUCAAAACUCCAUCUCCACCAUUGAUUCUGAUUACACCGACGUAACUCUCAGUUUUUCAAGUCUGAGAUCUGUUUCCUCAUCAUCUCAUCAACUUCCAGUUAUAAAUGACUCUAUCAUCGAAGAUAGGAAAAAUGCUUCUAAAACUAUAUCACGGAAGCUAUUUUCUGCUCUGCGUUGGAAAAGGAAACCAAAGGACGAUCUGCGUGAAGGUUUGGUUGACAUUCCCGAGUAUGAUGGACUUGAGAGCUUUUCCCUACUUGAGCUAGUCGUUGCAACAGACAAUUUUAGCAACAGAAAUGUCAUUGGACGUGGUGCGCAUGGUACAGUAUAUAAAGGUCGACUGUACAAUGGCUCUUUAGUGGCAGUUAAAAGAUUACAACAAGAAGUUAUCGAGGCAGAACUAGAGAUGGCUAGCCUUGUAAUACAUCGUAAUGUAAUCAAACUUAUUGGAUUUUGCAUUACACAAGAAGAACAGCUGCUUGUUUAUCCUUUCAUGCAGAAUGGAAGUGUGGCAUCAUGCUUAAAAAGGACACAGCCUACACUUGGCUGGCCAGUUAGAAACUCGAUAGCACUCGGGGUUGCAAACGGUCUAGCUUAUUUGCAUGAAGAAUGCAUCAGAGGUAUCAUUCAUCGCGAUGUUAAAGCUGCAAAUAUAUUGUUGGAUGAGAACUUUAGUGUAGUCUUGGCUGACUUCACCUUGGCCAAAUUCAUGGACUGCCGCGAUGAUGGUGUAGUAAAAGGUACAAUUGGUCAUAUAGCCCCCGAGUACUUCUCCACCGGUAAGUGUACAGAGAAAGCCGAUGUUUUUAGCUAUGGGAUCUUUCUUCUUGAGCUCAUCACAGGACAGAAUAUUCUUUCUCUUCAUCAGCUCGCCAAUACUCACAAGAUGAGGUUACUCGAGAUGGUAUAUACAAUUUACAAUGGGAAAAACUUUGAAGUGAUGGUUGAUUCAAGUCUUGAAGGAAAUUUUGUAGAAGAAGAGGUGGAGAAGUUGUUUCAGUUAGUUCUCAGCUGCACACAAGAUGAUCCAGAUGAACGUCCCACGAUGUUGGAAAUUGUGAGAAUGAUCGAUGGCCUAGACGAUAGGUGGAAAGAAUUCUUAUCACAUGGUUUUGGAAGUGACAUUUUCCUUAGAAAGAAUAUGAUAGAAACCCCUGUCCCCUUCUGGCCCUCUCGGUACAGAAUGGAUGUUGAUGGAUAGCUCUUCUUUCACUGUGGCAGAAGAACUAUCCAGUCCCAGAUGAUUUCAGGAAAGUGCUUCAGUUUUCAUGAUUUCUUCUCAUCGUCUGAAUCGUAAAAAAGAAGGGCCUGCCAAAACAACGAGCAUCUUUUAUAAAUGUGAAGGAAUGUGCUGGAAAAGUUAGUAGAAUGUCAUCGAUGUACUGUGUAUUAAAUUUCUAUAAGCCUAUAUAAUAGUAUGAGACUAGUUGCAAACUCUGUUGCUUCUAUCCGGCAAAGUUGUCAAAACUGGCCCGACCCAGUCUUAUUCGAACCAUGGUUAUUUUAGGGAGGGUCUCAACCUGAGCUCUCUCCAACCACGAAAAGUACUACUACUAGAGUACGUUCAUGUACGGGCUGAUUUGGGCUAGCACACUAGCCGAAAACUAAUACUUUUUGGGUCAGGUCGGGAUGGCUAAGCUUCGGUGUAUUGGUAAAGGAAUUCAUUGGGGGGCAGCUUUAGUUUCAUAUUUCAA
Salvia hispanica is the source of this 2102-nucleotide messenger RNA. Its product is annotated as BRASSINOSTEROID INSENSITIVE 1-associated receptor kinase 1-like. Lineage: Eukaryota; Viridiplantae; Streptophyta; Magnoliopsida; Lamiales; Lamiaceae. The record is from RefSeq and is a predicted model, not a curated record. Gene Ontology annotation, molecular function: ATP binding; protein kinase activity. Gene Ontology annotation, biological process: protein phosphorylation.